Tetranychus urticae (two-spotted spider mite) is the source of this 2510-nucleotide messenger RNA. RefSeq names its product hormone-sensitive lipase. Gene Ontology annotation, biological process: triglyceride catabolic process. Gene Ontology annotation, cellular component: cytosol. Gene Ontology annotation, molecular function: triacylglycerol lipase activity; sterol ester esterase activity. The record is from RefSeq and is a predicted model, not a curated record. NCBI's taxonomy places the organism in Eukaryota, Metazoa, Arthropoda, Arachnida, Trombidiformes, Tetranychidae.
AUCAAAUCAUCUCAAUCAUGUGCAUAUAAAUAAAAAGUGAAAAUAUAAAUAUUGAAAACAGUUAUUUCAAGUUCUGUGGUAAAGUAAAACCUAAAGUUCUAGUGAUUCUGUUUAUUCCACCACGGCUCAGUUCAUUUUCAUUCUUCCAUCAGCAACAAUACAACAAUACGUAUGCUAAAGUAGACCAUUAUAAUUGGUGAAUUUUCUUUUAAUGUAUUUAUUGCAUUCACAUAAUGAUAAUUAAUUUGACUCUAAUUACGUUAUAUUUUGUGAUCGGUUAGCAAUUUGCUAACCAUACCAGUGUAACCAUAUCUUGAUUUAUCCUCAUGACGUUUGGAACCAAAGUAUGUGAUGCUUUAUGAUUGGCAAGCACCUUUUUAGCCACACAAGUGUGAUCUUAUUUAGGUCUUUAACCCUUAAAAAAGUGCAUUUCCACCAAGUCAAUUAUUCUACUUUAUUAUACAAAAUGAGCCAAGAACGGAGUAAACUUAUCAUUAUGGACAUGGCUUCAGUGUGUAUAGAGCCAUCGUUUUCAGAAAAUUUGGAAAAGAUUCGAAAGUCCAUGUUAAUUUACAAUUCCCAUGCUCCAGUUUAUGAUUUAAAUGAUAAACUUGCUUCUAAUGGUUACCGAAGCUUAAUAAAAUUGAUGGAAAAUUUCUCAAGACUGGCAUAUCAUGACAUGAAAUCGCGAUCAUUUGCUGGAGUAUCGCCUCACAUCGUCAAAAUGUCUGAAGUAUUUGCUAAAAUGUUUGAUCAUCUUGAUGAACGUAAAGUUCUCGAUAGUCAAAGCCUAAUGUGGCCUCCUGAUGCUGAUUUCAUUCAAAUAGCUUUCUCAUUUGAGCCCAUUAUGCACGCUUUUUACGCUCGUAAUCACAAUUUUUGGCUCUGUCCAUCACUCCGAUCUAUUCUUGGUAAUUACAUUUCAUUGGUUGCCUACAAAUCACUCAAAUUUUUCGACAUGUAUCGCCUUUUCUCUCGAGCCAGUACAUCACGGUUGUUUGCUGACUAUGCAUCAAAUGUUUCAAUCGAUUUUGUUCGCAUGGUUUGGGGCAUGUCUGAGGCCGCUUUUUAUAAAAAGCUUUACCCAAUGCUUCUGUAUGGUACUCGACCAUCAAGAAAAAAAACUCUUUAUGCUCCAAGACAAGAAUUUGCCAGAAUUGUUGGACAUGAUGGUUUAAUUGAAUUCAAUGAAUCUCACAGGAACAUUUGGAAUGUGAAUAAACCAGUGCGUUUUAGGUUCCUUCAAGAUACCAAAAGCAGUCUUUCAACGUCAACCUUGGUAUUCCACUGUCAUGGAGCUGGUUUCGUUGCUCAAUCACCUGAAUCACAUGAGAUUUACUUAAGAGACUGGGCAAUUAAACUUCGUGGAGUACCUUUGGUCAGUGUUGAUUAUCGUCUGGCUCCUGAGAAUAAAUUUCCUAGUGGACUUCAAGAUUGUCUUGAUUUAUAUUUAUGGAUAACCAGUGGUUUGGAUGAAGUCAAAGAUUUAAUUGGUUUCCACCCAAAACGGAUAAUUUUAUGUGGUGAUUCGGCUGGUGGAGGAUUGUGCAUUAGUCUUACUUUAGUCUUGAAUGAACUGAAAAAUUUAAUGAAAAUUCAGAUGCCAUCAUCGUUAAUUCCUUUCUAUCCUGUUUGUUCUUUACAAACCUGUGCUUCUCCAUCUCGACUAUUUACAUUUUUUGACACUUUUUUACCUCUUGGUGUAUUACUCAGUAUCUUGGAUGCGUAUUUUGUCGAUACCAAUUCAAAUGUUCCCACAAAAAGACAAGAUAAUAACAGUCAAACGCUCAAACAGAAACAAAUAUUUGGCAAAAAUCUUGAAAUAGGACCACAUUCCAUGACACCUCCGUGGUACAAGGAAAGCGACUUUAAAGAACGACUUGCUCAAAUCAACAAAAUAGCUGCCGAUCCUUUUGCAUCGCCAUUAAACUAUCAAAAUUUUUCGACACUCAAUGACGUUUCUCUCAAUAUUAUAGUUGGUGAAUUUGAUCCUUUACUUGAUGAAGCCAUUGAAUUCUCUAGAAAAUGGAAAGGUCCAAUCUCUUUGGAUGUUGUACCCAACAUAUCACAUGGAUUCUUGUAUUUCGCCAAUAUUAGUGUUCAUAGCAAAAAAGCCACCAAUCUGUGUUUCCAACGAGUUAUGGAAGCUGUUCAUUUUCCUCAAGCAAAAAUUUGAAUAUCACUUUUUGUUUAUCUAAAUUGUAUGGAAAUACUAAAUUGCUGUUGAUCAGAAUUGAUAUUUUAUAAAUUUAUUGUCAGUUUGAGAUUACCCUUUUUUUCAUUUGAACCUGUUUGAAGAUUUUAUCACAACGACAACAACAAACUGAAUUACAUUUAUUAUUAAGUCACUGUAUAAUUUGGUAAUUAUCUAUGUGACCAAAGAUUUAUUUGGCUUGUUAUAAAAAUUAUUAUUUGACUAGCUGCAAAGUAUCCAUUAAAUAAUAUAUGAGCUGAAUUGUUUACAUUUUGAUUCUGAAAUUUUAUAAAAAUAAAUGCAUUUUGGAUUCUCA